Molecule: messenger RNA, 3081 nt
Organism: Cladocopium goreaui
Lineage: Eukaryota; Dinophyceae; Suessiales; Symbiodiniaceae
Source: the annotation of a GenBank genome assembly
AUGUCCAAUGGUGACAGUUUUGACCUACAUGUGUACCGAGACGGCCCUGGCCAGCAACCACCACAGCAGCAACAGCAGCUACCACAGCACCUGCCGGAAGCGGAAGCAGGCACAGAGGAGGGCCCAGUGCUCUUGCAGCUUCACAGUAUUCUGCAGAUUGACACAGCCCUCCACAAUGAUUCCGCAGUAGCGUCAGAUGAACAGUCCAUACAAGAAGAUACUCUGGAAUAUCCAAUUCGUCUUAUUGGCCUAGGUGAGCUUAGGGACCAGGUGCCUUCCUUUGUCACCAUCAUGGAUGUGCCCACUGAAGCCAGUGUCCAGCAGGAACUGCGUUGUUUUGGUCAUGCAUGUACAGUUGUAGUUGCCUCCAACCAAACGCUUGCGGUUUGCAUUCCAGAGAGUUGGCCUUUCGAGGAGGACAAGCUUCUGCUCAUGUUUACUGACAUGCAACAAACACUCCCGAACGAACAAUCGGCCUUUUUGACGCUCACUGAACAAAUGGAUCUCUCAGAAGUACAGCUGAUGUCCCUACUGCACAAAUUUGGCUUUGAGAAAGCUGUCAUUGGUGCAAAAAGACAGUACAAUGCCACAUUUUUGGAGGUCACUUUUCAACAAGCUGGAGGAACGCUUGAAUCGGAACUUGAUGCCUUCUUCAACUGCGACACUGAUUAUUUGUGCCGUAUCACGGAAGGCCUUCCACUUCUGCCAGCUUCUGCACACCAUGCAAGGGUCAAGACGGGCGCUCCUGGAUACGAUCGGACCAAAAUUGACAGAGGAGUCGAAGAUCUCCUGAAGCAACCCAUCUCCUGCACAUGGAAGGAUGAUGUGGAAUCACAAGCCACAAAGAUCGCGGAGCACUUUCGCACGCAGUUGGCGACGCGCUAUCGAAAGAGUCGGCAUGGCCCCAAAAAGCCUUAUGUCUCUGACAAGCUAUGGCAGUUGAGGCUCCAGAAGAUUGCGCUUAGAAGAACUCUCCGCGACUGCAGAAGUCUCCUCCGUAGAGAAGCGCUGUCCAGAAUUUUUCUGGCAUGGAAACAGACGCCUGAUGCUGAGGAACAGAUCAACCUGUCCUUCAACUAUGGCACUUCGUUGCGGAUUGGGAGCUUCCACAGAUACAUUGAAUUUGCCUCUGUUGCAGCGCAACUCCGAAAGGAACUGCAACAUAGCAGAAACCACAAGCUGCAAGAGGUCCUGCAACAGAUCGUCAUGGACGCUGCGGGAUUCCUCUUGUCUGUGCCGAAGGAAGAUUCGCUUGCCUUUGAAGCAGUGGCACCAAGGGACAAUCUUUCAUUUGUCGGGCCAUGCUGGAUGGAUGACCUCUGUGUUUGCCUAACGGCAACCACGAAUGAAAAACUCGACUCCGCCUUGGGCUUUGCCACCGGAGUACUCUUGGACAUUUUCAAGAGCUAUGCGAUGACACCAAACCUUCAACCAGGCAAGACAGCGGUGCUCAUUUCCCCUAGAGGACCAGGCACAAACCAAUGGAAGAGGAAAAUGUUUGGCCCUAUGUCGGAUGGAUGCUUCUUGUCGCUGGGUGAACACCAUUCAUACAGAGUCCCCAUCGUGACGGAAUACACCCAUCUUGGAGGGAAAGUGCAUUUCUCUACGAAAUUGAGGAAAGAAAUCAAGACACGACUUGGACAAGCCCAUCAAGAAUUCAACAAGCACAGGAAGUUGCUCUAUCAAAACCGACACUUCCCGAUUGACAAGAAGAAGGAGCUCUUCCAAAGCUUGAUCUUGAGCCGCCUACUCUUUGGUUCGGAGACGUGGACAUUUUCCGAUCAGAAGACCAGAGCAUACCUACACGGAGGCACCAUGGGUCUUCUCAAACGUCUCCUGCACCAACCUGGACACUGUCCAAUUUCUGAUGAGGAAGUUUUGUACAGAACCAGAAUGCCCUCACCAACAACCAUGCUACGAACCCGCAGAUUGCGAUACUUGGGUUCACUUUUUGCUGUUGGUGAUACUGCUUGCUGGGGGCUGCUCAAUCAAGAUCGAGAUUGGCUAUCACUCGUCCUUGAUGAUUUCAGAUGGCUAUGGCAUCAACUCCACCACUGUUGCAAGUUGGGCGACCCUGCGGCCCACCUACCCAGAUGGUUGGAAGUGAUCCGCUUUCACAGAGGAUACUGGAAACGCCUGAUCCGUAGAGCGACUGAACACUCCAUCGGCAUCCAAGACAGAGAGUACCUGGUGGCCAUUACACACCAGAAUUUUCUCGAUCAUUUGACAAAGGGGCAUUUUGUUGAACUUGCAUCGCAUGAGACAUUUAGCCGACGUUCAUCUCCACAAGCCUUCGGAUGUAUGCAAUGCCAGAAAGCAUGCCGUUCUUUAGGAAUUGGUUCAGUUGAAGACACAGUCCGAUGGAUGCAAUGGGACAACAAACUGCCCCCCUUGGCUGCAGAGGGACCUCAACCCCGUGAGGCUCCUAGGAGGGAUUUCGAUGUGGAGCAUCCAGCGCUCUAUGAGGAGGUCAUUUUGAGCAUUCUGGAGGCAGAUGCAUGGCCCUUCCUGGCAGCCCUGCGCUGCGGAGCACAACCGACUGUGCCAUCACAGGAGGAAAUUGACAGCCGCAUUGAAGCCGCGCAGAUCAUCCAUGACAGACUGGCGAUCCCGAAUGCAGCGAUAGGCAAGACAGUCGAUGGACAAUGGGCCACGACUAGUCUCAAAGAAUACCCACCGGCUUUAAACAAAGCCCUGGGGGAAAGCUUUGCCUUCCACCUUCUGCAGUACCCGUAUCAGCAGGCCAUGGAUUACUCAGCACUCAGCAAGGUGGAUCCCGAGGAGCUGCUUCAGACCUUCAAAGACAAGGGAACUUCGCACAGCUUCUGGGUCAACGAUUUGGAAUCUCCCGCCUUCACAGUCUCCCCAGAGCUCAGUGAACUGAAGGACUACCUCAACGGCUGUGGCUUUGAGGCAGUGCUGAUGUCUGGCUCUGGGAGUACCAUUUUCUGCCUGGGUGAACCCGGCAGCGGCGCCGACAUUUUUGAGGCCUCCACAAAGGAGAAGUUUGACAUCGAGGGGAUUUGGAAAACGCGAUUCAUGCGUCGUCCUAGUCCCAGCGAGUGGUACCAGGAGGUUUGA